Messenger RNA from Ylistrum balloti, 1555 nucleotides. RefSeq names its product 5-formyltetrahydrofolate cyclo-ligase-like. The transcript is spliced from 4 exons. Gene Ontology annotation, biological process: folic acid-containing compound biosynthetic process; tetrahydrofolate interconversion. The record is from RefSeq and is a predicted model, not a curated record. Lineage: Eukaryota; Metazoa; Mollusca; Bivalvia; Pectinida; Pectinidae. Gene Ontology annotation, molecular function: 5-formyltetrahydrofolate cyclo-ligase activity. Gene Ontology annotation, cellular component: mitochondrion. The coding region runs from base 142 to 744 and encodes 200 amino acids.
UAUGACUGCUUCCUGUCAGGUGUUCUCAGCAUUGAUGGCUAUUAAAACAAUGACAGACUAGAUGCUAAGUCAGUGGGUACAACCAACUUGAAUGAUGAGUCAAUAGCUGUAUAGCCAGUAUCAUUCCUUCGAGGAACCACUAUGUCUGCUUCUGCAGCCAUUCGCAGUGCAAAGAAUGUCCUCCGAAAGGAGAUCAAGAAGAGGGUAGCCAUGUUGAGUGAGCAAGAGAAGGAAAAACAGUCAAAGAUUGUCGUAGAAAAGCUGUUGAAGUUACCACAAAUCCAGAACAGUCAGCGUGUCUGUCUAUACUUGAAUAUGUCUGAUGAGGUGAAGACUGUGUCUCUGUUGAAAUCAAUUCUUGACUUGAAGAAAGAGUGUUUUGUUCCCCAGUAUAUUGGUCCGGUCAUGAAAAUGGUGAAACUUGAGUCCUUUGAAGAUUAUGAAAAUUUUCCUAUGACAAAGUGGAAGAUAAAACAACCUGCUGAUGAUGAUUUAAGGGAGGAUGCUCUUAAUACAGGUGGUCUGGAUGUAGUGGUGAUGCCGGGGCUGGGCUUUACUAAGGCUGGAGCUCGUCUUGGCAGGGGAAAGGGGUACUAUGAUACUUACCUGGAGAAGUGUGCUCAAGCUGGAUACCAGCCAUUUACAGUUGCCCUGGCAUUCACAGAACAAAUCUGUGACACUGUUCCGACCGAUACAAAUGAUGUACCUAUUGACCUUGUUUUAUAUCCGUCUGAGGAGUCAUAGCGAUAGAGAGAUGUAGGACAUUGCUUUAUUGUUGCCAUUUCCUGAUGGUUAAACUCUUUUAAAUUUUUGUCAAACCAAAAUCAUGUGUGGCUGUAGAAAAAUUCCUGAAGAAAACUUGGUGUGUGUGAUAAUUACCUGAAGUUAUGUAUUGUCUACCUUGAUAAGCCAUGAAUCAUUUCAUCACCAGGUAAUCCAGAAUGGCAUUAUUACUUUUAAACUCCAAAUGAUGUUUUUUUGGAAAAUGCCUGUGUCUUAAUGUGAGAUUUGUUAUUAUUGAUGUACGUUGAUGGCUUACCUUAACGAAAGGUAAAUCUGAAACAGAAAGUUAUCCCAGGAUGAUUAAGUAUGAUCUGGCUUGGAAGGUGUGUGGACAUGAUUCUGGUUGGUAUAUGGUCCCUUAAGUUGAUGGUGCUUCAGAAAUUACAUUUCAUAAUUGUUUUGAAAUUUUGUAAGAUAGCUUGGUUUUUUUUUGCUAAACAAAGGCAACAAAACAUUCACAGCAGAUAUCAGGAGUUAGAUAGAGGUUUGAAUAUAUGGUGAUUAUUAAACCGUGGGGAGAUAUUCUAUCAUUGAACAGUUCAGACCUGAUCAGAAAUUAAGUAUGAUUUUAUCACCUAUGGAAGUAAUUGAUGAGAUAUGUGGUAAAAAAAAUCUGGUUUUAAUUUCAAUACCGACAUUUUCAUAUUUCACUGCAAUCUCAGAAUUGUGUGCAGCUGAUGCUUAUGUCUUUUCUACAAGCAUUAAUUUUUGGAUUCUGUGAUUGAUAUAAAUUGUGAAGAUAUUCUCAAAAUUAAAUGCAUAAUGCCUUUAA